This is a messenger RNA of Haliaeetus leucocephalus (bald eagle), 935 nucleotides long. It is a transcript of the gene LSM12, whose product is annotated as LSM12 homolog (S. cerevisiae). The record is from RefSeq and is a predicted model, not a curated record. NCBI's taxonomy places the organism in Eukaryota, Metazoa, Chordata, Aves, Accipitriformes, Accipitridae. Gene Ontology annotation, molecular function: RNA binding. The coding region runs from base 57 to 641 and encodes 194 amino acids. The transcript has 5 exons.
CCCCGCCGCGCCUGGCCGAGGCUGAGCCGCGGCGGCCGCUGCGGGGCUGAGAGAAGAUGGCGGCGCCGGGCGAGUACUUCAGCGUGGGCAGCCAGGUGUCGUGCCGCACCUGCCAGGAGCAGCGCCUGCAAGGCGAGGUCGUCGCCUUCGACUACCCCAGCAAGAUGCUGGCGCUCAAAUGCCCCUCUUCCAGUGGAAAGCCUAAUCACGCAGAUAUCCUGCUUGUAAACUUACAGUAUGUUUCAGAAGUGGAAAUAAUCAACGACCGCACAGGAACGCCUCCUCCUUUAGCUUCACUCAAUGUUAGCAAGCUUGCCAACAAAGCGCGGACGGAGAAGGAAGAGAAGAUGAGCCAGGCGUAUGCAAUUAGUGCUGGUGUCUCUCUGGAGGGGCAGCAGCUCUUCCAGACUAUACAUAAGACCAUUAAGGACUGUAAAUGGCAGGAGAAGAACAUAGUUGUGAUGGAAGAAGUCGUUAUCGCCCCUCCCUAUCAAGUGGAAAACUGUAAAGGCAAAGAGGGAAGCGCGCUGAGUCACGUACGCAAAAUAGUGGAGAAACAUUUUCGAGACGUGGAAAGCCAAAAGGUAAUGCAGCGUUCACAAGCACAGCAGACACAGAAGGAGACCUCCCUCUCGUCCUGAGGCCCACCUCCCGGCGCCGGGGACUCCCCCGCCGCCCCGCCACCGAGCCACCACCGGAGGCGGGAGGGCGGCGGCGGGGGGUUCAACUUUUAUUUCCUUUUUCGAGCUCAUUAAUGGGGAGCUCAACCGAUUCCAAACCUUAGACUUUAAAACAAACGAGAAAAGAGAAUAAUUUAAAAGCUCAUGCAUUACUUGACUAACAGACUUUCUUUUGUCCGCCAUGUUUUCUUUCCUACCAGCCAGUCAGACUUUGUUAGUUUUAUUUUUUGACCUUUCUUUUCCUUUUUCCUCCCC